Messenger RNA from Xenia sp. Carnegie-2017, 2821 nucleotides. RefSeq names its product nose resistant to fluoxetine protein 6-like. Gene Ontology annotation, molecular function: acyltransferase activity, transferring groups other than amino-acyl groups. The transcript has 15 exons. The record is from RefSeq and is a predicted model, not a curated record. Lineage: Eukaryota; Metazoa; Cnidaria; Anthozoa; Malacalcyonacea; Xeniidae. Bases 1103 to 2398 code for a protein of 431 amino acids.
GCGUAAAAUCGUCUUGUUUCGCAAGUUCUUAUGCAAUGGUUAAUUUGCCUAGAACCAUGAACCCUGUCCAUUUUUUGUUUGUUGUGUGAGGUUCCGAAGUGGCAAUUGAGUAUCGAAUCAUAAGUGAUAGAAUCUGUUUCCUCGUUGCAAUAUUUCUAUUAAAUCAUAUUCCAUUAAAUCAUAUUUCUUCGCGACAUUUGUCGUUGUUACCGUUAGAUAAAUUUUGGAAAAAAUAGACUCAAAUUUGAAUAUAUGUAAAUUUUUCACUAAAGUGUUCUGCUUUUAAGUGUCUCGCUUUGCUUGUUUAUAAACUGAGGAGUCUUGAUGUGGUUAAUUUUCCUAGAACCAUGAUCACUGUGCAUUUUUUGAUUCCUGCGUAUUUUAUACUGAAUAGUGUCGGAGGUAUUACUUCGGAUGCUGAAAAGAAAGGACUGCAAAAAAGUAAAAAAAUCGCCAAGCGUGUAUUACAUGGUUGUCAACAACGGUAUCAAUCGCUUACAAAAGAGCAAUAUAGCAGAUAUGUAGAUGCAAGUGGUAAACGGGAAAGUGGUGUUUAUGGUGGUAACACUUUAUGGUAUGGAUCAUUUAGUGAAUGCGACAAAUUACCUGACUCCCGUUAUUGUUGGACGAUGUUUCCUGGAAAUAUAACUCUUUUCAAAAAUUACGAAAAGACUCAUCACAUUGAGUGGGGUGUUUGUGUACCAAAAUCUUGUACAAAGAACGACAUCCGAAAUGACUUUUUGUAUUUUUUUCACAAUGUUUCUGGUAUCAAUUCAGUAAAACCCUUUACAAAAUAUGUCCAAGUUCAAUGUUCUGAGACUCCAGAAUAUACAGCAUCCGUCAUCCUAACAAUAAUACUUUGUGGAAUUUUGGUUGGCUUGUCUCUCUUGGCGACGACAAUAGAGAUUUUUCAGUCAUUAAAACAUGCCAACAACGACGACAAAAUCGUUGAUGAUGGUGGUUUGCAUAUCUCCAUGGAUAAAGAGACAAAUGAGAAAACACCUUUACUGCCAAACGUGAACAAAAAGGCUAAUGAAAAUGAAGGAACGUUUAUUUAUAAAAUUCUUCAAUCUUUCUCAAUUGCCAAAAUGUCAAAUCGAUCAUGAACACAAAUGUUGGACAAAGUGAUUUGACGUACCUUCAUGGAAUUCGAGUUUUAUCUCUGUUUUGGAUUAUUCUUUUUCACGCCAUUCUUUUGACACAUCGACUUUGGCCUUUGGACAACUCAAAGGAUGCUAUUAGAUCAAGUAGAAAAUUAGCUCCAUUGUUCUUACACCAAGCUUACGGAGUGGAUACGUUUUUUGUCUUAAGUGGACUUCUUGCAAUAUACGUCAACCUGAGCAAGAGAAUAAAGAAUAAAGGAAAAACCAAUUGGUUUAAAUUUUAUUUUCAUCGAUUUUGGAGACUCACACCACUAUAUAUGUUUGUCAUAUUGCUUGUUACGAAGUUAAAACCAUUUUGGGGGAGUGGUCCAUUGUGGUUUCUUGAAGCUGAUACUUCCACUUGCAGUGAAAAUUGGUGGAAAAAUCUUCUCUACAUUAAUAAUUAUUAUAUAAGAAAAGCAUGCAUCGUUCAAUCAUGGCAGUUGUCUGCUGAUAUGCAACUUUACAGCGUCACUCCUAUCUUUCUUUUUAUUGGAUACCGUUAUGGUUUACGGGCAAUCUUUGCUGCUUCCAGCGUUUGUAUUCUUGGUAGCAUGAUCACUACUUUUUGUGUAGCAGCAACCAAAGAUAUAUUUCCGAUAGGCACUUGGUAUUCCUUAUCUAGAUUUAACAUAUUUUUCCGGCCAAAAGAAGAAGUUCUACGUUUGGAUUAUACGUUUAUUGAUAUCUACUUUAAAACCUAUUGUCGAAUUCCACCUUAUGCGAUGGGAAUGGUCCUUGGAUAUUAUCUGCACAACUAUCAAUCAAACAAUGCCAAACUUUCUUUGAAAAUUGUUGUAAUGCUAUGGAUGUGUACCAUUGCCUUGGCACUGACCGAUAUAUAUGCUCCAUACAGUGCUAUAAAAGAAGAUCCUCGUAUUUGGACGACAGCUGAACGAGCGUUUUUCUGGUCUUUUAAAUGGUUCAUCUGGGGUCUGUUUAUAGUUUGGCUCAUAUUUGCUUGUCAAUAUAACUAUGCAGGUUGGAUCAAAAACAUUUUAGCAGCAAAAUUUUGGAUUCCUUUGAGUCACAUCAACUAUGCUGCCUUUCUUGUGCAUUUUGACGUAAUAGGUGUUUUGGUGUAUAGCAUUCAAACUCCCAUUCAUUUCUCAUGGUUUGUUUUUGUGACAUAUUCUCUGGCUUCGUUGGUUCUAACAUACUGCAUCGCAUUUGUUCUUGUUGUUUUUGUCGAGUUACCAUUUGCUAAUAUUGAAACUUUGGUUUGGAAAAGAUUAGAAAAGCAAAAUAAACAAUAGAAGACAAAACUCAAAAUUGCUCAAAAAAUUAACCAAUUUCCAUGAACAAUUUUUACGUAAUACUCUUUGCAGACACCAUUGUCUAGAUUUAAUACUUCAAUAUAUAAAUAUAUGUAUGUCGCUAGCUCUGUUUUUUUUAAAUCAAAAAAGCAAAGCUUGUUAGUCAAAUGAAUGCUGACAUUAACUAUAAUCAAUAUUUUGACUAUUUUCUUUGUAAAUUCUUUGAUUUGACCUGUAUGCUGUGACAGACCUCCUGCUCACAAGGUCGUCAAGGCCUUGUGGCUAAACGUAUUCACAGCAUACACAGUAAGGAUCACAAAUCAGGAUUAGUUGUGAGGGCUUAAAAUCUCUACACGAAAUUUGGGCAUUAAUAAAAAAUAUUGCUUUGUUAUCUAAUUAACACGGGCAUACGAUGAUACAAAA